This is a messenger RNA of Lathyrus oleraceus (garden pea), 912 nucleotides long. RefSeq lists its product as uncharacterized. Lineage: Eukaryota; Viridiplantae; Streptophyta; Magnoliopsida; Fabales; Fabaceae. The record is from RefSeq and is a predicted model, not a curated record. Bases 1 to 912 code for a protein of 303 amino acids. The transcript has a single exon.
AUGGCAGCUCAUCAUGUUCAAUUUCAAGAAGAAACCCGAAACUAUCAAAAAAACACUACAACAUCCAUAAAAAAUCUUGAAGUCCAAAUGGGUCAAAUCACUCAACAAUUAGCCUCGAGUUCUCAAGCACAAGGUGCUCUACCUAGUGCAACUGUGACAAAUCCUAGAGAGCAUAAUAACGUGAGCGUUGUGGCAACAAGAAGUGGUAAAUCGGAUGAAGUAGUCGAGGAGGAGGAUGAAGAGGAAGAUCAAUUGAUCGAAGUGAAUCUUGAGAUCAAAGAAAAUGAAGUUGUGAGGGAAGAAGUGGUAGCACCGAAAUCAGUAGUGAAAGAAACAGUCAUUGCACUUAAGCCAGUUGUUAAGCUUCCCUUUCCCACCAGAAACAAGAAAAAGGAACAACAUGAGAAAAACUUUGAAAAGUUCCUAGAGUUGUUCAAGAAGCCUAAGAUUAACAUUCCGCUAUUGGAGGCACUUGAACAAAUGCCUACUUAUGCUAAAUUCAUGAAAUACAUCAUUUUUCAGAGACGUACCGCCGACACCAACCCGAUUAUUCUAACUGAAACUUGUAGUGCUAUUUUGCAGGGUAUGAAGAUUCCGAUAAAGAAGAAAGAUCGAGGAGUUGUCAGUAUCCCUUGUACUAUUGGAGAUAAGUCAUUCAACAAAGCUCUUAUUGAUCUAGGAGCUAGUGUGAGUCUCAUGCCGUUACCCAUUUACAAGAAGCUUGGUAUAGGGGUUGUGCAAGAUACCAAGAUGACACUCCAAUUCACCGAUCAUUCGGUCAAGAAACCGUAUGGUAUUGUUGAAGAUGUUCUGGUGAAAAUUGACAAGUUUGUAUUUCUGGUGGAUUUUGUAAUUCUAGAAAUUCCGGAAGAUGAAGAGAUCACUCUCAUCCUUGGGAGACCCUUUUUAUAA